Thelazia callipaeda (thelaziosis nematode) is the source of this 2115-nucleotide messenger RNA. Lineage: Eukaryota; Metazoa; Nematoda; Chromadorea; Rhabditida; Thelaziidae. The record is from the annotation of a GenBank genome assembly.
AUGCUAGAUAUGGAGAAAAAUAUAGAUAAGAUAUCAGAAGAAGUAAUUUGUCGCCGAAAUCUUAUUACUAGAAAUUUACAGGAAGUAUUAGGGUUGGAAAAACUAAUGAAACAAUUGGAAUCGAGGAAAAAUAUUCAUAUUUAUUGGGGUACAGCAACUACAGGAAGACCUCAUGUAGGAUACUUUGUACCCAUGAGAAAAAUUGCUGAUUUUUUGUCUGCCGGCUUACAGGUAACGAUAUUGUUUGCCGAUUUGCAUGCAUUUUUAGAUAAUUUGAAGAGUUCAUGGGAUGUGUUGGAUAACCGUGUAAUAUAUUAUGAGAGAGUUAUUAAAGCACUGCUCACUGCUUUAAAUGUGCCACUGGAUAAACUUCAUUUUGUUCGAGGAACAUCAUUUCAAUUAACCAAGGAAUAUACUUCUGAUUUGCUUCGAUUAUGUAAUAUUGUAACAAGAAGAGAUGCUUUACGAGCUGGAGCUGAAGUAGUGAAACAAGUUGCCUCACCUUUACUAAGUGGUUUGCUUUAUCCAUUGCUGCAAGCUUUAGAUGAACAGUAUUUGAAAGUUGAUGGUCAGUUUGGUGGAGUAGAUCAAAGAAAAAUUUUCAUUCUUGCUGAAGAACAGCUUCCAAAACUUAAAUUAGGUAAACGAUUCCAUCUAAUGAACCCUAUGGUACCUGGUUUGCAAGGGUCAAAAAUGAGUAGUUCGGAGGAAAACUCAAAAAUCGAUCUCCUAGAUGCAGCUGAUAUUGUUCGAAGAAAGAUUGAUGGUGCCAUAUGUGAUCAUGAUUCUAAUGAAAACGGUAUAUUAGCCUUUUAUGAACAUGUUCUAUUUCCAAUUGUUUCACCAAAAACGAUAUGGGUGGAUAGAAAGGAGUUCGAAAAUUACGAGAAUUUGUACGCAGCACACAGUAUCGGACGAAUUUCAGAAAUGGGCUUGAAAGAGACUAUUAAGGAUUUCAUCUGUGAAUUAUUGGAAGUAGUUCAGAAAAACUGCAUGGAUGAUGAAAUGCUACUAACAAUAGAAAAAGGUUAUCCUAAACAUGCUAUUGAUUGUUAUUCAUCAGAUUCAGUUGAUCACCUGGAAGGUAUUGAUAUUUACUUGAAUGAAGCCGAAAAUCUCAGGCUUAAAGAAAUUGUCGGUGAUGCUGAGUUGGUCAGUGGUGAAAAGUGGCUGAGAAAACGUAUCAGAAACAAAAACACAUUACAUAUUGUUUACAUAAUAGCUCCGAAAGGCCGCUUUCAUUUGGGAUUUAUUAUUCCGUUUUUUAAAAUAAAGGAAAUUCAAAAGCUAGCCGAUGUUUCUUCUACAGUAAUUUUAGCUGAUGUUGAAGCGUUUCUUGAUAAUGAAAAAUGUCCAUGGAAUGUUCGUACAGCCCGUUGUGAUUAUUAUGUCUCAAUGUUGCAGCAUGUUUUUGACAUUUUGGACUUGAAAAAUGUAAAAAUUGUGAGAGGAUCAGAAUAUCAAUUAGAAUCUGAUUAUACAUUGGAUUUGUAUCAGAUGGCUUCCAAGGUUACUCGUGAUGAAGCCUCCAUCCUGAAUUGUGCUACACUGGGGUCGCUUUUACCACCAUUAUAUUUUACCAUUGAUCAAUACCAUUUAAAUGCAGAUAUCAUGAUAAUGGGAGAAGAUAUGCGUCCUUUUUCAACCUUCGCUGAACAGAUUUUGAAGCGUCAGGGACGACAGCCACGUGCCCAGUUAUUGCUACCAGUCCUACCAUCUAUGUCAGGUGAUAAGAUGUCAGCAUCAGAUCCUGAACUUCAUCUUGAUCCUUUAGAUACGUUCAAGAGCAUAAAGCAAAAAAUUGGACGUUCAUUCUGCGAACCUGGAAAUUUGAAAGGCAAUAUUGCUUACAAAUUAGCAAAGUACUUUAUAUUUCCACAUUUCGGACAAGAACUGGUAAUUGAACGCUCAGAUGAAAAUGGUGGAACAAUUAGUGUAAAUGGCGUUAGUGAAUUAGAAAAGAUAAUUCUAAAUGAGAGCUUGCAUCCAGCCGAUCUUAAAGCAGCAAUUGUUUCUAAGAUCAAUCAUUUUUGCAAUUCCAUUCGAAUACAUUUCGCUACACAAACGAAAUUGCUAUCUUCAGCAUUUCCAACGAAAAAAGGCGGGAAGAAAUAA